Messenger RNA from Leptinotarsa decemlineata (Colorado potato beetle), 1577 nucleotides. Its product is annotated as sorting nexin-29. NCBI's taxonomy places the organism in Eukaryota, Metazoa, Arthropoda, Insecta, Coleoptera, Chrysomelidae. Gene Ontology annotation, molecular function: phosphatidylinositol binding. The record is from RefSeq and is a predicted model, not a curated record.
GUAUUGUCACAUUCUUCUGAGCAAUGCAGAUCUGUUGAAGGAGUACUACGAGUCUUGGUCUAUCCUGAGAGAUGAAGAAAAAAAUAGUAUGCUGCCCAACAUGGCAGCUGGUUUGAAUUCUAUAUUGUUUGCAAUAAGUAUUGACAAGCCAGACUUGAACAGUGGAGUUACACCCCGGCCAGAAGUUCAUAAAAAUAAAGUGGAACCCAUUAUAGAAACGACAAUACCAGAAAACAAAGACAAACCUAAACAAAAGAAGAAAAAGAAGGUUGCGCGGCAAUUUAUCUCAUUUGAUGAUGAUGACAAUUCACUCUCCACUAGUAUUCCGUCUAGUUCAAGUAGCACUGCAUCGGACACUACAUCCUUAGGAGACAACACAUCUUUCAGAAACAAAUCUGCUAAUCUCAAAGAAAUUGAUGAAGAAAAAUUCAGGUCUUCCAAAAUGGACCAGGAUAAAGAAAAAGAAGAAAGGCAACCUAACCUCGACAGAAAUCUCUCUAUAGAAAGUAGUGGAUCACGAGAAAAAUACUCAAUGGUUUUACCUGAUACUCUUAGGCCAGUGACUAAUUCAGAAAUUGGGGAACUAACACCUAUUUCUGUAGAAAUCAACCAAUAUUUUGACCCAUCUGAUUUGUCUAAUGAUAAUAUUGAAGUACCAGCAGAUAUCAGUGCCCUUCUUACUUCUGUAGAAUACAAAAAUAAAAAGGAAAUAAGUGAAAAGGACGAGAAGAUUAUGUUAUUGAUGAAGGAAAAUGAAGGACUCAAAGAGCAACUGAAAAAGUAUAUGAGUGCUAUACAGAUGUUGAGGAGUGAUGAUCAAAGUAUAGGAGCCUUACUAGAGGAGUUUAAUAUUGAACUAGAGCCUGAUUAUAAGGGGGAAGCAAAGAUGUUUGAGAAGAAAUUAGUUCAGGUAGCCGAAAUGCAUGCAGAACUGAUGGAUUUCAAUGUCAUUCUUCAGCAAAAUCUCCUACAGAAAGAAGCUUUGCUAGAUAAACUAAAAAGUGAACUGGAAAUACUCAGAGGUCCUGUCAUGUCACUGGAUGAAAUAGGUUCAGAUUCAACAGGAAGUGUGAAUGUUUGGAUUCCAUCAGCAUUUCUGACAGGUACUGGAUCAAGUUCUCAUCACGUUUAUCAGAUAUUCCUCAGAGCAGGAUACGAUGAGUGGAAUAUUUAUAGAAGAUAUGCUCAAUUUCAUGCUUUACAUUCCGAUUUAAAGAAGUUAGAUUCUGUUGUAGGAAGUUUCGAUUUUCCACCAAAAAAAAGUAUAGGCAAAAAGGAUUCAGGAUUAGUGGAAGACAGGAGAAAAAGAUUGCAGGUAUAUUUGAGGAAGAUCAUUGCCCACUGGCCUGAAUUAGCACAUUGCAAUAAUAGAUAUUUAUUGGAACAGCAUUUAUCCUUUUUCAAGGACCUACCUGAAGAUCUCCAGAAUAGAAAGAAACAUGUUUCUUCAAGAGUUCACACUGUUUCCCAGUCAAAUAAUCAUUCAGGGCUGUAAUAUUAGUUAUAUUAGAGUUAUAUACUUGUACUUUAAUACCUAUACAAAACUAAAAAAUAUUAAUAUAUGAGUCAUUUAGUUC